AUUUGUCUUAUUAUGUUUUGUAAAGUUUUAUAAUUCACGGUUUAACAAGUUGAUUGAUUUGUAAAUAAAAUAUAUAUUUAUAUAUUUCAACUUAAAGAAAUGCAAGAUUUUCAAUCAAAACGAGAUGCAUUAUUUGCCUCGCUUGACAAUGCAAGCUUGGAAUUAAAGGGCACUGCAUUGGAUCAAGCAAAUGCAAAUCAGUACACAAUAAAUUAUUUAAAACGUACGACAGAAAAUAAAACGGAUUUAUGCUAUCGUGAUGGUAAAACUGUUUCAAAUCUAGAAAGGAAUAAAACUCUUAAAAAUUUGCAAGGAAAAGAAAGUAUUUUUAAGAGACCCGAAAAACCUAUUGGACGUUGCCUUAAACCACGUAAAACACCUGAUUAUCAGAUAAACCCACAUAAAUGGAAGAAAUAUUCGCUUGCCGAUGUGGAUAUAUCAGAUAAUACAAAUACUAGUGCAGCAUUUGCUUUCUUAAAACAAAUCGAUGAACACCGUGAAGCAAAUGAAUUAACAGAUCAGGACGAUACCACAUCCAAAAAAAUUGAGUUCAAGAAAUCUGCCAAAAUACGUCAAAAAUUAAAAUCCAUUGAGUCACAAGAAGUUGCAGAUGUUGAGAUUGAUAAACCGAAACUAAAAGGUUCUAAAGUUGUGAUGCCUGAAUAUGUUAUUGGACAGAAGAAAGAAAAAAGAAAAGCAAACAAUACUCAAAAUCAGCACCGUGCGGCUGGGUCUUUAACUUUAGCACAUCUACAAGAUGCCGAUGACGAAAUUGAAGAGCUAUAAGUAGAUUUAAGUGCUGGUCUAAAGUUUAAGCAAUUUAGUACAUAGAAUUAGAAAUAUAUUAGAGCAUUAUUUUAUUGUGAAGAUAAUUUUGAGAUAAUACAUAAAUACAUACUACUCAUAGAAAUACAUUUCAAUUGUUUUUAUUGUGUCCACAAGAAACAGUGUAUAACUGACGCUAUGUAAUUGUCUUAUGAAAAUAUUUUAACUAUCUUUUAUGGAAAAGAAUUUAUAUAGAAAUCGCACUGCGCUCGAAUUCUCUCUGUACAAAAUUGUGUGCUUACUUAUGCAUCAAAAUUUAAAAAUUGAUUUUAAGUCAU
This is a messenger RNA of Teleopsis dalmanni, 1103 nucleotides long. RefSeq lists its product as uncharacterized. Lineage: Eukaryota; Metazoa; Arthropoda; Insecta; Diptera; Diopsidae. The record is from RefSeq and is a predicted model, not a curated record. The coding region runs from base 100 to 786 and encodes 228 amino acids. The transcript has 2 exons.